Messenger RNA from Camellia sinensis, 1350 nucleotides. NCBI's taxonomy places the organism in Eukaryota, Viridiplantae, Streptophyta, Magnoliopsida, Ericales, Theaceae. The record is from RefSeq and is a predicted model, not a curated record.
AUGCAUCAAACCACCCUCCACUGCCACCUCACACUCGUCACCCUCCUCCUCCUCCUCCACCUUCCCUCCUCCACCGCGGAGAUAAAAAACAUAACAAUCUCCUCAGACUCCCGCCAUGCCAUCCGUUUGGAGGAAUUCGGCUUCACCACCACUGGCCACCUCUCCAUCACUCUCUCCUCCAUCUCUUUCACUUCCACAACGACACCGCUCAACCUUUCCCUCCUAGCCUUCUUUCUUUCCCCCAUAGACUUACACCGAGACAUCCUUGACAUUGAAAAGAACCCAAAACUUUGCAUCCUCCAAAACCCCCACAUCAACCUCCUCUUCAACUUCCAUAACAUCUCUCUCUCUCCCACCUCCUCUUUCAACCAAACCUUCCCAAUCACCAAACCUAAUGGCUACGACCUCUUCUUUUCCAAUUGCAACCCACAAACCUCCAUCUCCAUGCUAGUACACAUCGAAUUCUUCAAUUUCGACUCAAAUGGCAAUAAGGACUAUCUCUCCUCAGGCCAAACUCAAUUACCCACUGUCUAUUUCAUCUCCUCCCUCCUCUACUUCCCUCUUCUAGUCCUAUGGUUAUUCACAUGUUUCAAAAACAAGUCAUUCAUUCACAAAAUACAUUUCCUAAUGACCACAUUGCUUCUCUUCAAGACCUUGAACAUGAUAUGUGCAGCAGAGAACAAGCAAUAUGUUAAAAUCACAGGAACACCACAUGGAUGGGAUGUCCUAUUUUACACAUUUCAAUCCACUCGAGCACUCUUAUUGUUCACUGUACUUACUUUGAUAGGUUCAGGUUGGUCGGUCGUGAAACCGUGCUUGGAAGAGAUGGAAAUCCUGUUGCUGAUGAUUGGGAUACUACUCCAAGUCCUCUCCAACAUAGCUUGGAUUGUAAUCAACAACACGGGGCCAUUUUUGGAGGGUUGGGUGAUCUGGGUUUGGGUUUUUUUGCUCAUUGACAUAACUACUUGUUUCAUGGCGUCUCUCCCCAUGGCAUGGCGAAUCAACACACUCAAACAAACUGCCAUGGAAGAUGGCAAGGCAGCUCUGAAUCUGACAAAGUUGAGGCUUUUCAGAGACUUUUACAUGGUGUUUUUCGUGUAUGUAUACGUGUCGAGGUCUCUUGUGUUUGCCAUUAGAAUGAAUGCUCCAUAUGAGUUUCAAUGGAUGAGUAAUGUGACAGAGGAGAGUGCAAGUUUUGUGCUGUAUGUGGUGAUGUUUUACUGGUUUAGGCCUAUGGAAGAGAGUGAGUACUGUGGUGUGGAUGAGGAAGAAGAAGAGGCUGCUUUGGUUGCCAUUCACAGUGGAGAGUUUGACAUUGGUUCACCUAUGUUCAUCUUGGCAACAGUUUGA